Molecule: messenger RNA, 2625 nt
Organism: Chelmon rostratus (copperband butterflyfish)
Lineage: Eukaryota; Metazoa; Chordata; Actinopteri; Chaetodontiformes; Chaetodontidae
Product: gamma-aminobutyric acid type B receptor subunit 2-like
Exons: 19
Coding region: 1-2625 (874 amino acids)
Biological process (GO): G protein-coupled receptor signaling pathway; gamma-aminobutyric acid signaling pathway
Cellular component (GO): G protein-coupled receptor heterodimeric complex; membrane
Molecular function (GO): G protein-coupled GABA receptor activity
Source: RefSeq, a predicted model, not a curated record
AUGGAUCGUGGGGGACGGGUGGAGGUGUUCAGGCUGCUGCUGGUCUGCGUGCUGACUGUCGGGCCGGUCCCGGCUCAGGUCCGCCACCCUCUGCCCGUGCUGUGGAUGAUGCCCGUCAGCUCUGGACCGGGGAGGGAGAACCUGACCGCCGCCGUGGCCCCGGCUGUCAGACUGGCUCUACAGGACCUGCAGAGACAACCACCCCAGCUGGGAAACUAUGAGAUCCAGCUCCAGCUGCUGGACUCACAGUGUGAUCCUGCUCAGUCACUCAAAGCUCUGUUUGAUGCCAUGUGGGCGGGGCCGAAGUACCUGCUGGUGUUUGGAGGAGUGUGUCCACCUGUGACGGCGCUCAUUGGUCGCUCUCUGCCGGCUCUCAACCUGGUGCAGGUGUCUUUUGCGGCCUCGUCCCCCAGCCUGUCCAACAGGAAGUGGUACGGGAACCUGUUCAGCACGGCGCCGUCACAGCGGGCUCUGAACCAGGCCACGGUGAAGCUGCUGCAGCGCUACAAGUGGAGCAGAGUGGGGAUCAUCACGCAGGAAGAACCCAGCCACUCAGAGACGAAGAAGGAUCUGAUGAGGCAGCUGCUGAAGGCUGAUGUUCAGGUCGUUUCCAUGGAGAGUCUCUCUGAAGACGUCUGCAGCAGCGUGAGGAAGCUGAAGGAAAGUGAUGUUCGGAUCAUCAUCGCACAGUUCAAAGAGGAUUCUGCCUCUGAGGUUUUCUGCUGUGCCUACAGGCUGAACCUGUUCGGAGCUCGGUAUCAGUGGAUCAUCGUUGAUGGAGGAGCAGCCGGAUGGAGGCUGGGCUGGCAGGCUUCUGGCUGUACGGCCAGCAGUCUGCUGAUGGCGGCAGACGGAUCCAUCAGGCUGCAGAUCAGACAGCUCAGCACCACGAACACAGCAGGAGUCUCUGGACGGACUCCUCAGGACUAUCAGGACUCCUACCUAAGACAGCUGGUCCAGGAGGGGUCGGCGGUCAGCCCCCUCCACUCCUUCGCCUACGACGCUGUUUGGGUCGUAGCCAAAGCUCUCGGUCAGGUGAUGGAGGCUGUGAAACACAGAGAGAAGUACAGCAUCCAGAGGAACGUGACGGUCAGUGAGGUGGAAGUUCACAAGAUGCUGCUGGAGGCCGUGAGGCAGACGCACUUUGAGGGAGUCACAGGUCCAGUCUUCUUUCGAAACGGGGAGAGAAUGACGUCGAUCGAGCUGAUGCAGUUUCAAGGCAGCAGUGGUGUGUGUGUGGGAGAGUUCAGUACUUCCAGCCAGCAGCUCAGACUGAUGAAGCACCUGCUGAAGUUUAAAGGUCCAGGACCAGCCAGAGACCAGACUCUGAUCCUCGUGCAGCGGCAGCAUGUCAGCCUGCUUCUGUACAGCAUCGUGUCAUCGGCUGCAGCCCUGACCAUCUUCAUCACUCUGACGGUCCUCUUCCUCACUGUCCUCGGCCGUAAAAACUGGCCGCUCAGAUCCAGCUCUGGAUCCCAGGACGAGCUGCUGCUGCUGGGCAUCCUGCUGUCCUCGUCCUCGGUCCUGGUCUCUGGUCUGGACGGAGCCUUGCUGUCCACUCGGACGUUUGAGCUGCUCUGCUCUGUUCGUCUGUGGACCCUCUCAGUGGGACACACUGUGGGCUUCGCUGUGCUCUUCACCAAAACAUGGAGGGUUUAUUCUGUCUGCAGCAUCAAACAGGAGGGUCGUCUGCGGCGAGCAGGCUGCGUGGUGCUCUGCAUGUUCCUGCUGGACGUGUUUGUUUUAACCUCCUGGCAAAUCCUGGACCCCCUCAGACAGGUGGUGCUGCAGCGAAUUUUAGAGACUGAGCCUGCUGAUCGGGACGUCACCGUCCGGCUGUACUCUGAACACUGCGGCAGCACCAACAUGGAGCUGUGGCUCACCGCAGUCUACGGAUACAAGGGCCCUCUGCUGGGUCUUGGGUGUUUCCUGGCCUGGAGCAUCAGGACUGUGCAGGUAGAUGGUCCUGCAGGCAGCAGCAAACACCUGACUCUGAGUAUGUUCGCUGUGGUGGCGUUCAGUGUGUCGGGAGUGUCGGGAUCACUGCUGACGUCCCACAAUCCUCCUGUUCAGUUCUGCGUGACCAGCGUCCUCAUCCUCACCUGUAACAUGUUGACAGUGAGCUGGCUGUUCGGACCACAGUGUUUGUGGUUGACAGGCGGCGAGCUGCAGAGUGAAGCGGCAGAGGGAGAAGGUGAAGAGCACCUGAGCAGGUUAAACCAGCAGCUGAAGAGUCACAGUGCACAGCUCGAUGUGGAGAUCGAAACCAUCACAACGCAACUCCAAGAAACGUCCGAACCGAAGCUUCACCACAAGAUGAGAGAGCGAGACGACGGUGACGUCAGAGCUGUGACGUGGACUCAUGCGGCUCAGGUGUGUCCUGAGGACAGAAGCUCAGAGUGGAAACCGUCCAGUCCAGACGGCCUCAACUCCCCUGAACACGUCUGGCGCCGUCUGUCCGUCCAGCUGCCGAUCCUCCAUCAUUCCUACCUGCCCGCCGUCGGUGGCGUCAGCGCCAGCAGCUCCAGUCUGUUCGGCAGCCUGGAGGCCUUCGUCCACCGCGACCUGCUGAUGGCAACUUCCCGUACACUUGAUGCCACACAGCCGGGGCCACGCUACUGCUGA